Molecule: messenger RNA, 6796 nt
Organism: Fopius arisanus
Lineage: Eukaryota; Metazoa; Arthropoda; Insecta; Hymenoptera; Braconidae
Product: roundabout homolog 2-like
Exons: 6
Coding region: 643-4770 (1375 amino acids)
Biological process (GO): Roundabout signaling pathway; axon guidance; axon midline choice point recognition
Molecular function (GO): axon guidance receptor activity; protein binding
Source: RefSeq, a predicted model, not a curated record
CCGCGUUGUCAACAGUGUUUACGGUGCGAUUCAAUUCUUCACCUUAUUAUUAAUUUUUCGGAGCUACUUUUCACCCCGCAAAUCCACCAUCGAAUGGAUUUAAUAAAACACUGAUAAUCGAGGGAAAAGAGUGGAAUAAUCUCGAGAAAUUAAACCAUUUUAAACUAAAAUACGGCAUCAAUCAUGAGAGACAAGUGAUCAAGUGUUCUGACAGAGUGGAUUAAUUCAGAUGUUCUCUAAAUUUAAUAAUAUUGAUAUCAGUGUGAUAAUUGAAAGUGUGAUAGGGUAGAUCAUUCUCGAUUAUAAAUUCAUUGAACAUUGCGUAGGAUGAAUUGUUACAGUGAAAACAGCUCUUCCCACUAUUCUUCGGGCUUAACGGACCAAAACAAAAGUUGAACAGUAGUCCAAAACAAUUGGAAAUAAUACGAUAAACAGCAUACGGAUUUACUUGGUCGUUCGGUGAUCGCGCGAAGUGUUUUGCUGUUGUCAAGUGUUUUUGUUGUGAAUUCGUAACCCAAGCGUUAAUAAAAGGUAGAAGUGAUAGUACGAUGAUUGUGGUGCAGUGAUAAUACCAGUGAUAUACCGCGUGAAAUAUUGUCAUUAAAAAUUCGAUAACUAAAAGUGCAUUGGAUACUAUUGAAAAUGAAGCAGCCCAUGCUGAUUGCGGCGUUCGUCGUCAUCCUGGGAGUCUCAGUAAAAGGUCAAUUUCGAUCGCCUCGAAUAACAGAGCACCCUACGGGCAUAACAGUUGCAAAAAACGAGCCAGUAACCCUGAACUGCAAAGCCGAGGGUAAACCAGAGCCAACGAUAGAGUGGUUUAAGGAUGGUGAGCCGGUGCAAACAUCACCAGGCGAUGCCAAGUCACAUCGUGUGCUACUACCAACCGGAUCCUUAUUUUUUCUACGUGUGAUGCAUGGAAAGAAGGAGCAGGACGGCGGUGUUUAUUGGUGUGUUGCAAAGAAUCAGGCUGGAAGUGUCAGCAGUAGAAAUGUCACCCUCACCGUAGCAGUCCUGCGAGAUGAAUUUCGUGCCCAGCCUCAAAAUACAAGAGUAGCUGCUGGUGAAACAGCUUUACUUGAGUGCGGCCCACCAAAAGGUCAUCCAGAGCCAACUCUCAAGUGGAAGAGAAAUGGUCAUUUCAUAGACUUUGAGUCGACAAAGAGGAUAACUCUGGUUGACGGUGGAAACCUGAUGAUAUCCGACGUCAGGCAGACGGAUCAGGGAAAAUAUCAGUGUAUUGCUCACAAUGUGGCGGGUGAUAAAGAGUCGGCAGUGGCAACAUUGACAGUUCACGUCAAGCCCUCAUUCCUCUCGACCCCAGAGAAUCAGACAGUGUUGGUUGAUACAACCGCUCAAUUUGCUUGUCAUGUCAGCGGUGAUCCACCACCGGAAAUUCUUUGGCGCAGGCACGAUGGAAAAAUGCCCAUUGGUCGCGCACAUAUUCUUGAUGAUAAGAGCCUUAAAAUUGAACGCGUUACACCGCAAGACGCUGGAACCUACAUUUGCGAUGCUGAAAACGGAGUCGGCGCCAUUUCCGCGAGUGCAACACUUACUGUGCAUUCGCGUCCAGUUUUCACGGAUUUCCCAAAGGACGAGAUAGUGAGUACAGGCUCAGACGUAUCAUUCGCAUGUUCUGCCCGUGGGGCACCGAAGCCCGCAAUAUUCUGGUCCCGAGAAGGAUCACAAGAGCUCAUGUUUCCGGGCAAUGUCUACCAAUCUCGAUACACCAUAAACGAGGACGGCUCAAUGCACAUAAAGCAAGUUAAUAAGAAGGACGAAGGCCACUACGUGUGCAGUGCCAUAAGCCUUGCGGGUGCUAGUACAGCAACAAUAUUCCUGCAAGUAAUGCCAAUUGAGGAGGUGCCACCACCAAUAAUUGAACUCGGCCCGGCAAAUCAAACCCUUCCAGUAAAGAGCACUGCGUAUUUACCUUGUCGUGCUGUUGGAACACCCACACCCCGUGUCCACUGGCACAAGGACGGUGUUCUCAUUUCACUGGGUAAUCGAAUCACCAUGUCGAGCAAUGGAACUCUCAUCAUUGACGAGCUACAGUCAGCAGACUCGGGUCUGUACACAUGCAUUGCCUCGUCAGAAUCCGGAAAUACAUCCUGGUCAGCAACUCUGGCUAUAAGUGCAUCGACUACUCUCCAUAAAACACCUGAUAUGUCCGCACUCCCCCAAAAUCCCAGUAAACCAAGAAUUGUCAACAUCACCAGUACCUCAGUGACAUUAACCUGGAGCCCAGGGCACGAGGGCAAGAGUAAAAUAAUAGGCUACAACAUUGAGUACUUCAGUAGCAAUCUCAACACUGGGUGGGUUGUAGCUGCCACGGGAGUUACUGACGACACUUACACUGUCCCAGAAUUGAAGCCAGACACUAAGUACGUUUUCCUCGUGAGGGCGGAGAACAGCCAGGGGCUCUCCUUGCCUGGUCCUCUCUCCGAUGUGGCCCAUACUACCAGUCAAAAUCAGUACUCAGUACCACAGAUUGAAUUGAUUCGAGCGAGAGACAGACUCAACAGCGAAAUUUUACAUCUCAAGGAGGUGCAGCCCCUGACGAGCACGAGUGUCAAAAUUAUUUGGGAUAUCCUGGGAGCUGGGGAUCUUGUUGAGGGGCUCUACAUCAGAUAUCGCGAGAUAUCUGACAAGCCUGAGUAUCAGAUGGUCACUGUUAUGAAUGCUGGUGCGACAAGUUACGUUCUGACAAAUUUAAAGAAAUACACGAUGUAUGAGUUUUUCCUCGUCCCCUUCUACAAGACAAUAGAAGGACGACCGAGUAAUGUUAAACUCUCGACGACGUUGGAGGACGUGCCGUCAGGAUCCCCGGAGAAUGUUCACGUGGGAAUGAUCAACAUGACGUCCGCCUUCGUCAGGUGGGAAGCUCCACCGAAGAGCGACCAGAAUGGAGAGCUGAUUGGAUACAGGAUUCAAAUAAAAAGCAACAGCAGCAAUAAAAUUCUCGGACAGAUGUCCCUCAAUGCCUCGACGACGUCAGUUAUAAUCAAUAGUUUGACAACUGGUGGGCUCUACACAGCUAGAGUAGCGGCAUCCACGAGAGCAGGACUGGGCCCCUUUUCAAAUCCCACUCUUCUCAACAUGGAUCCCGGACAAUUGACGCAAUUGCCUCCAAAAACCGACCCAAGUCACGGCGGCAUAUCGAUAGUUUCAGAGACUUGGUUCCUCAUCCUAAUGAUCACAAUGGUAUUCACUAUUCUGGCUGGACUGGCUGGUGUUCUCUACGUUCGCAGACGGCAGGCAAUGAGCAAGCAGUUGGGCCAUCUCAAUGUGCCUGUUGGCACAGCCAGUGAUAUCUGUCAAUUAAACAAGGACAGUUUGUGGCUGGAGAGAGGCUGGAGACCAACGAAUACCCUUCAGGGAUCAGGGACUGAUAAAGACUGCGAGACGAAGCUCUUGAAUAAUCAGCAGAUGCUAGCCCCUGGAAUCGUGAGCAUGGCGGGCUCUGAGUACGCUGAGGUCAAUCUUACGACUUUUUAUAAUGCCAGAAAACCAGUUCAGGCCCCACCGGAGCCCUACGCUACAACAACCCUUUGUGUGGGCAACAGAAGUCCUGACUCCAUGGACGGAAGUGGUCAAAAGUCAAACUCAAGUGACUCCUGCGUCAAACCAGACUACUCGAAUCUCGACUCUAACCAGGAUCACAAUCAGUCAACGUUAUCACCGAGUAGUGACAACGCAAGCAGUGUCUAUACCGAUGAGAAUGCAGAUAUCCAGCGUCGACCCCAGUACAGAAUGCCAACCAAUGAUAAUCAACAGAGUCAGACGAUGCCAAAUUGGUGUGACAUGCUUCCACCACCCCCCGAGCACCCACCACCCACUGGAACGUCAUUAUCCAGUAGAAUGCAGCAACAAAUAGCUGCAUUCAGUCCUCACCUAGGCAAGAGGAAUGUACAAAACGACCUGGACGCCACGAAUUCAACCAAUUCCCAGAGUCCACCGACCCCACCUGUCAGAGUGGCUAACAAUUUUUCAUCAUCACCGACUCCAUGGAAUGGCGUCCAGCAGCACGAUAGUCACGUGAAUCAUCAGGCAAGGUAUACCACUCUACCACCUCAAACCAAUCCACCCCCGGUGCCAUCGUUUCCCCAGGGCUUCAGCCACUACGACUACAAGAAUCAGGAGAAUGAGUACGAGAGUGGAUCUGUCAUCUAUGGACAUCAAAACGGUGUUAAAGAUGAUUAUCGAUCACAUGACGGUGGAUACAGCCAUCCAAAUCUUCCGAAUCACAGCUCUCACAGUGAUGAUUAUCGGCACAAUGAUGAAAUAUUUAGAAAUGACAAUCUCUAUCAGCCGGAUAAUGAGGAUUGGGACAGAAAAUCGUGUGAUUCUAAUACUCACUCUGAACUGUGCUGCUCGUGCUCAGAGUCCAGUUGCCUUUAUGCUGAUACGAUGGAGUAUAAUAAUCAGUUUGGUACUGGCUGUGGGCACAGGAAUAGCUCCAGGAGCAGAAACAACAGGAGCCCACGGAGGAGAACUAAUCGAACGUCAUCGCCGACGUACAGCAGUGACAGCAAUUACUCGUGUAUUCCGAAGAGACAGUGCGGCCCAGCAAACUCGCAGGAGAGACUCAGGCAUAAUCGCAGUAAAGACAAAGUGCCUAGUUUUCCGAGGCCUGGGUAUAACCAACACAACUCAUCAGCUUCGAAUACAAUGUCGAGCUCAGGAAGCCAGAGGUACAACAAGCUCAACAGCCUCUUCAAUCCAAACGGUCCAACCGAGACAACUAGACUGAGCGACCAUCGAGAUAGCUAAGCAAUAUGGAGUAUUCAACUAAACCAACACCACCCUAUUUUCACCAAACAUAAAUGACACACUAUUCUCACCUCAGACAAGCCACAAGCGACAAGCCACAGUGAGCCAAUAUUGAACCUGACAAGGGAAUUGCCAUUGAUUCCUUGAUAAAUGUCAUAUGAAAAAAAAAAAAUGCGGCAUUUAUUUUUCACUAGCUUGUAAAAUUUCUCCCUCGUCAAGACAAAUAAUUGACAUUAUUUUCGAUAUAACGUUCCUAACUCAUAAGAGAACAAAAAUACAAGUUAUUCGAUAUGAAUUAAUCGUACAGUAUCUCUUCCAGAAGAAACAAAUGAAAUAACUCACUGAUAGUACGUUUGAGAAUAAUGAAGGUGCAUUAUCAUAUCAAGUGGUGUUUUUUGUAAAGAAUUGUAAAAAGUUAAUUAAUGGGGAUUAGUCACUAGAUUAAUUAAUAGUAGAAUUAAGUCUGGUAAUCGAUAAGUAAGGGGGAUAAAUAGAGCGAUGAUUUAGGAAAACUUCGCUAAGGUAAGGCCACACUGCGUUUAAAUCCUGACAAAUAAGUGAGAAUGUGAUUUAAAAAGCGUUUGAUUUUCACUCGCUGCUUAUUAAUGUUUCGAAGGUGCAUUCAUAAACUUCUGAUGCUUCCAGAGGGCCUCUGAGAGGUCGAAGAAGUAGGGCAAUUGUAAAGUAUCAAUCACUAAACCCUCAUUCAUUAAAUCUCGUGAUUAAUACGUUGAGACUUUCCGUUGCAUUUUUUUACCUGAGACAAAUACUUGCCCGCGUUAAUAACCUUCUCAACUGUAGAUAAACACUUGUGAAUACAGAAUAUAAGACGUACUAUAUUUAAUCUAGAUUAGCUAAUUCAAUCUAGUGUGGUUUAAUAUAAAACUUGUACAUUGUUUUCUUACUCCUUAUUUUCGGUGACGUUCACAUAAGACAAGUAGAUACCGAUGCCAUGUAAUCGCUCAAAUUAAAUGUAAUUAGUCGAUAUACUAGAACUAGGUAAUGUUAAAUUGGCUGAUAGAGUUGAGUAAUCCCAUACAAUCGAGUCGAGUAUUGUCAUUGGCAAUGUUUUAUUAUCACUGCCACACUUCCGAGACUUGUGAAUAUCCGGCAAUAAAAAAUAAAAGAAAAAUUAAUGAUCAUUAAUUACUCUGCCAAAUACUCGACAAUUGUAUUGAAAUCAACAACUGUGCAGAAUCCAUCCAUGAAAUGAAGGAAUAAAUCACAACUCGUUAUCGAACAUCUUAGUUAGUGAUUUGUAGAAUAAUUGAGGUGAGAGUUUAUUGCUGGAGAACAUCGAGCCAUUUUGCCAGCGCAGGGUGCGAGUAAAUGUAUUAUUUUUAUAAUUGAUAAUGAAUCUCGCGAAAGUUGACAGAAUGGCCCGUAUAGUUUUGUAAAAUAAACGUUGUAAUAAGCCAUUUGAUUGAAUAAUUGUUCGAAGGGAGCCUAGGUGCACACGUACUAUUAAAUUGUAACUGGGCAUGCAUGGAGAUGAAGAAGUAGACAUUGUAGCUACAGCCACGUUAUUCAUAUCAUUAUAUCCGUGAAAAAUACAUCAAACUAACAUGAAGACUGGGUUGUAUAAUUGCGUUGCCGGAUUAGCUCGGAAGUGUACACUAAAGGCUGAGAUGAGUGUUAUCAUACAAUUAUAUUAUUUAAUGAAGAAAUGAAUAAUGCAUUUUCCUUCUACCCCCUAGACAGUGUAAAUAUCGUGGAAAUGGCGAAAGGUAAAUGUUUUAUAUAGGGUUAUAAUUUAUUUAUUAUAAAAGAAAAAGAAAUAUAGGGCGAUUGUAUCAUGGGGAGAACUGUGAGUUCUAUUAUUAUGAAGGCAUAAUAUUAUGAGAUCAACAGCCCGCAGACACCCAAAACACAUGACUGUAGAUAAUUUAUAACAAUCGCUAUUGUCAAGUACUACGUGUACAUAUUUAUAUGUAUAUGUAUGCAGCGAUGUGGGUACAUAUACGUAUAUAUAUCAUUGGAUAUUACACUAAUAAACGAUAAAUAAAACGUAAUGUUAAAAAUUUCA